AUGGACGGCCGGCCACGCCAGCCCCCGGGCGCGGCAGGCCCCCCCCCUGGCGAUUCAUCCACCCCUCCCGCCGAUCAGCCCCCGGGGGAUUCAGGCGCCGGCGCGCAGGUCGACUUCAACGACCUGUUUUCCCUACGCCGGCCCAGGGACGCGAGGGCGGGAUUCGCCAGUGGGCUGAAGUCGAUCGCCAAGGGGCUGGUUGGCGGCACGGCCAGCCUGGUCGCUGCGCCGGUGGUCUACUCCCAGCAGGAGGGCUGGAAGGGGCUGGGCAAGGGAUUGGCCGUCGGCGUGGCCACGGCCGUCGUCCUGCCCGUGACCGGCGCGGUGGUGGGCACGACCCAGAUGCUGCGCGGGCUGGUGAACACGCCGGAGGCGAUCUACGAGGCGGCGGUGAACGGGCGGUACUGGGACAACGUGAAGCGGGAGUGGGUUGACGAGCCGCCGAUGCCACUGGUGGAGCAGGCGCAGCCGGCGGGGGGCGGCGGGGGGCGGGGGCCACCAGUUGAGGGAGGCUACUAUGAGAUGCUGAACGUGCCAACCAACGCCACCCAGGAGGAGAUCAAGCGCCAGUACUACCUCCUGGCACGCCAGUUGCACCCAGACAAGAACCCCGAUGACCCUCAAGCCAAGGAGAGGUUCCAGAAGCUGGGAGAGGCGUACCAAGUUCUGGCAGACCCCGUGCUGAGGGCCAACUAUGACCAGAAUGGGGCUGACUCACUGAAUGUCAACUUCAUGGAUGGGUCCGAGUUCUUUGGUAUGCUGUUCGGAUGCGAGCAGUUUGAGUACUUGGUGGGGGAGCUCUAUAUCGCUGCCACUGCCAGGAUCUCUGUGGACGUGUUUGAUAAGUCAAUGGAGAGGGUCCAAUACGAACGGGUUGAGAAGUUGGUGACGAACCUCAGAGCCAUCUUGGAGCGCUACGUCCAAGGGGACAAGGAAGGCUUCAUUCUAGCGCAGAAGGAGGAGGCCACCAGGCUAUCCAAGGUGUCAUUCGGUGACACCAUGCUGUACACGAUCGGGAAGGUGUAUGAGCACCAGGCAGACAUCUAUCUUGGCGACGUCUUCCAGAGCACCUUUGCCAGGAUGAAGCAAAAGGGGGACACAAUUAGGUCAUAUAUCGGGGCAGCUGUGAGUGGUGUGAAAGCGUACAAAGCGCAGAAGCGUCUUGAAAAGUGGGAUGAAAGCCACCAGGGCGAAGAAGCCUCAUCCCCAAUGGCGACCCCAGCUGAGGGCAGUGAUGGCGCCAUUCCUGAUGGGCCACCCCCCGAGACAACAGGCGAACAGCAGGAGUCUGUGGCGCCAGAGGGGCAGACUGACCCGCAAAAGGCAUACGAAGAGAUGAUGGCAAGGCACCAGAUGGAGGAGGAUGCGAUGCCGGUGGUGCUCGAGGCGAUGUGGGCGGCCAACGUCAUUGAUAUUCAGAACACCAUAAGAAGGGUGUGCAAACGCUUGCUGAACGACGGCACCAGCAAAGAGCAGAAGGCCCUCAGCAGGGUGAGGGCUGAGGGCCUAAAGGAACUGGGCAAGAUUUUCGUGGAAUAUGGAAGCCAGGGAACCGGAACGGGGGUGGAGAACACGGAGGGGGCAAAGAAGACAAUGGAGGACGCGAUGAUGCGGGUUGUGGAGAAGCGCCAUGCCCAGGACGACGCAAUGCACAAAGCGGAGACAUGA
Messenger RNA from Ostreobium quekettii, 1668 nucleotides. The record is from the annotation of a GenBank genome assembly. NCBI's taxonomy places the organism in Eukaryota, Viridiplantae, Chlorophyta, Ulvophyceae, Bryopsidales, Ostreobiaceae.